Belonocnema kinseyi is the source of this 2928-nucleotide messenger RNA. RefSeq names its product SH2B adapter protein 1 (gene Lnk). The transcript is spliced from 5 exons. Gene Ontology annotation, biological process: intracellular signal transduction. Gene Ontology annotation, cellular component: plasma membrane. Lineage: Eukaryota; Metazoa; Arthropoda; Insecta; Hymenoptera; Cynipidae. The coding region runs from base 401 to 2131 and encodes 576 amino acids. Gene Ontology annotation, molecular function: transmembrane receptor protein tyrosine kinase adaptor activity. The record is from RefSeq and is a predicted model, not a curated record.
GUACAGUCCAUGUACACUCUCGUACUUGCAGUCUAGAGGCAUUAUUGAAUCCAUUCGCAUAAUAGUAAUAAUACAAGUGGAGUGUACGUCGGCGGAAGCAAAGUGUUAUGUGAGCGGCUGAGCGCUUCUUCUCUGAACGAGGAUGGAAGGUUAUCACACGAGUUUAGGUCCCCCUCGCAGUGAUUGAUCCCCGUAAACAGGUGCAUUUCGAUUCAAUUCAACGCCGAUUAGCGGGCGUUGCGUCGUCGAUUACGCUUGUUGAAUGAGAAGCUGGGAAAGUGCGUAGGUCGCAAUGAUAGUGCGUUAAGUGAGUUAAGUGAAGAUGUGGUGCAGGUGUGUGGCUCUUUGAUUGGGAGAGCAGCGGAGAGCAAAAAGUGCGGAAUUUUGGCUCGUGCGAAGCAUGAGUGUUUACAACGCGGCGGGUGUCGCAUCGCCCGAGGGUGCGGACGAUUGGGUUGAAUUUUGUGUCGGACACGCCCGCGCCUCAGCUUCUGACUUUGCCAAAGCUUUCUGCACCUACGUAAGUCUCAACCUCCCCGAGAGCGCUAGGGCCACCCUCUCUCAUCGGGAUUUUCUCAGGAAGUUUGUCGAGACGUUCUGCGAGCACUUCGAGACUGAGUACUUGCGACGUAGCGCCAGAUCAUCUUCGACAUGUGAGGCUCGAACCCCGACUGUGAACGAAGGAAACACGAAUAAUACAACCAAUCAAAACAACAGAGCUCCAAUCAGAGCCCAUUCCCACGAGGAAUUUAGCGAUUACUCUGAACAGGAUGAAAAUGCUGUCUCUCCAAAACCCGCGCACAAACCAUUUUUUCGCCGCCUCUCAUUCAAGGGUCUGAAAAAGGGGAAAGGACUUUUCCACAAACAACAAAGUGACGAGGUGGAAUUGUCGCACAACGAUCAACGGCGAGACAAACAUUCGAAGGCCAAACUCUCGAAAAUUGUCGUGGAAUGCAGAAAAGAGGGAAUUGUGAAUUCCCUGAUGGGCGAAAACAUCGAUGGGACGCAGAAAUGGGAAAAGUCCCGAUUGGCUUUGAUCAAAGCGAUUGGUGGCUACAUGCUCGAAUUUUAUUCACCACCGAAAGCAGUAAAGCCAAGAAGUGGCGUUUUCUGUUCCGAUAUUGUUGAGGCCCGGGAAACUACGGCUCUUGAGAUGCCCGAUCACGAGAAUACCUUUGUCCUGAAAACGGAAAAAAUGGAAUUUGUGAUCGAGGCGCAUGAUUCGAAUGACAUGAGAUCGUGGCUGGCUACGAUUAAGUACUGCAUGCGAUCAGGACAGCUGGGAACGAUUCCUCCGGGUCCGGGUGGGAACGACUCGGCGGAUCUGAUUCAUGGAUCCAUGCCGAUGAACAUUGAGGGCGAUAGACUGAGAGCUAAUUCGGCGAGCAAAAGUUCUCGAUCCAUGCAUGAUCAUGUUGACGAGCAAGGAAAUGCGCCAGAGUUACCUCCGCGACUUAGAACUCAGAGCAAUAGCAAUUUAGAGCUCUGCUCGUCACAACAAGAAAUUGAGCAAAUUUCUGGAAAUGACGGAGAGCUCGAUUUGUCUAGCAGUCUUCGUGAAUAUCCCUGGUUUCAUGGAACCCUUCCUCGGUCAGACGCAGCCCAAUUGGUUUUGCAUAGUGCUGCGAAUGGUCACGGCGUUUUUCUUGUUCGGCAGAGCGAGACCAGAAAAGGAGAGUUUGUUCUCACUUUUAAUUUCCAGGGUCGAGCAAAGCAUUUGCGAAUGACACUGAAUGACCAAGGACACUGUCGGGUGCAGCACCUUUGCUUCCCAGCAAUUUACGAUAUGCUCGAGCACUUUCGACAAAAUGCCAUACCACUAGAAUCGGGUGGGACAGCCGAUGUCACACUUACGGAGUAUGUAGUGUCGAAUCCAGCUGGCAGAAGUGCACACAAUCAUGGAGCAACUGGAGCAACUGGAACAGUUGGAGCCGCCGGAGCAGCCGUUCAACAAGCGCAAGAAAGAAGGCCCGUUGUCGCCGCUCCCGAGCCAAGAGAAGUUCAGACUUAUGGCGGGGCUAUAAGAAUUCGAGCUGAGUCUCUGGAACGACUGGAACAGCAAACUUUGAAUUUGGAACAGGCCGCAGCAGCAAGUGGAAGAGCUGUGCAAAAUGCCUACAGUUUUCUUUGACGCUGGAUGCGCAGCAAUUUGCCACCAGGAUAUCAUCCGGUUAGUUCUCCAGACUGAAAUUUCCCUUUUCCAGAAGUCAAAGAUAGACUUAAACCCAGUGUUAUUUGCUUCCAAAGUCAAAUUUUUUUUUUAUUCUUGUGUGAUGAGGAAACAAGAAACGGUAUAGUUGAACCAAAUUUAUAUUAAAAAAAAAGUAAUGCGAAUAACAAAACUAAUAGAGGGUGUCUAUUCACCUGGAAAAAAUGGAUUUUUUUUAUAUACAAACUUGGAGAAACUUAGAAAUAUCAGGAAAUUGUUUUAAAUUGGAAUAUAAAAUGAAAUAACAAUUCUUUUUCAUUCGUAAAAGUAACUUUCGCAGUACUGGAUUUAUACGGAUUUAAAUCAAACUUCUUUUUAUUAUUUAAUCUAUGGAGAUGAAAUAAAUAUUUGUUUAAAUGAUUUUUGGAAAUUAUGGACGUUAGGAACUAUAGGAAAUUAUUAAUGAUGUUUUUACAGGGAUCACAGUGCGAACGGAGAUCAAAAAAGGGGAUAAGCAUUAAUUUUUAUAUUUCGAAAAGAAGAUACAAUAUUCUUAUAAGAAAUUUUCUAUUAACAAAAAAAUGUUAAAUGAGCUGGAAUUUUUUUAAAUUUUAUAAAUUUCCUACUGAGAGUCCAUUAGAUGUCUAUUAAUUUUCCAAAAAGCAUAUUUCACAAUAGCGACCCGUUUUAGAAAAAAAAAGAUUUUUCCAAAAAUUAUGUUUUAUGGAUUGAAAUUUUUAUUUAUUAAAUUCUCAUGUUGUAUUCAACGGUGGGAAAUU